UCACACGCUCUCUCCUGCUCCCUCGCAUCCACAGCCUCUCGAGCUCGAAGCGCCGCAGCAGCACCAGCCCAGCAGCCAUGGACGUGAGCGGAGCCGGAUCCGGCGGGAAGGCGAAGAAGGGCGCGGGCGGGCGGAAGACCGGCGGCGGGCCGAGGAAGAAGUCGGUGACGCGGUCCGUCAAGGCCGGGCUGCAGUUCCCCGUCGGCCGCAUCGGGCGGUACCUGAAGAAGGGGCGGUACGCGCAGCGCGUGGGCACGGGCGCCCCGGUCUACCUCGCCGCCGUCCUCGAGUACCUCGCCGCCGAGGUGCUGGAGCUGGCCGGGAACGCGGCCAGGGACAACAAGAAGACCCGCAUCAUCCCGCGCCACGUGCUCCUGGCCAUCCGCAACGACGAGGAGCUCGGCAAGCUGCUGGCCGGCGUCACCAUCGCCCACGGCGGCGUCCUCCCCAACAUCCACAGUGUGCUCCUGCCCAAGAAGGUCGCCGAGAAGGCCGCGGCCGCGGCCAAGGAGCCCAAGUCGCCCAAGAAGGCCGCCAAGUCCCCCAAGAAGGCAUAGAGGGGCCUCCAUGGAGAUGUUCAGUAGAUCUGUAGUAGGUCUGUAGAUGGCACGGUCUCUGAGCUCUAGUGUCGUCGUUGUUGUUGGAACUGCUUAGAAGGUCUGUGCAUUUUGGUUGGAAGGUGAUUUCAGAAAUCAGAGAGUUUUGUACUUGCAAAAUGUUCUUCGAUUUCAGAAACCAGAUUUACAAUUUGGGUGCAUAAAUCUUCUUGUAGUAGUCUGACAUACAAAGCAGUCACAAAUUGUGUUCAUUUUUGACAGCUAA
Messenger RNA from Sorghum bicolor (sorghum), 822 nucleotides. Its product is annotated as probable histone H2A.5. The transcript has a single exon. NCBI's taxonomy places the organism in Eukaryota, Viridiplantae, Streptophyta, Magnoliopsida, Poales, Poaceae. Gene Ontology annotation, cellular component: nucleosome. Gene Ontology annotation, molecular function: structural constituent of chromatin; protein heterodimerization activity; DNA binding. The coding region runs from base 78 to 557 and encodes 159 amino acids. The record is from RefSeq and is a predicted model, not a curated record.